AUGGCAGGUACAAAGAGGCUUCGCAGCGCAACGAAAGGAACUGCGUCGACCAGCGACCCGGACCCCUCGCUAAUGCUACAAUUAUUUGAUCAUGUCAAGGAAAUUGCCGUUUCGUCAGAACGGUGUAUUGCUGUCCUGCAAGGAUUUUGUGACAGCAAGUGCUCAUUGGAACCACCGAAACGAAGCUCCCAGGUUCCCUCGACGGACUGCAAUUCGAUUCUGAUUGCGACGCACAUUCUGAAACGACUACUGCACUCCUCUUCUACUAGUUUCUCCUUGAUUGCAGCAUUGGGAAACCUGAUUUCGAAAGUCCUGGUCAGUGAUGGGCAAAAACUGGAAAAGGCCUCUCACGUAACCUCCAGCCGGCCGAUCCUUGCUUAUGCUUUCUUGACUGCAACUAUUGCAUCGCUGUAUUGCUUGGAACAAUAUGAGGCGGGUAAGAAAGUUAGUGCUAGUGCUAUUGAGGCCUGUAUCUCUACGCUUCACCGGAUGAUCUUUUUGAAACCGCAUGGUGACGAAGGAGACGACUUGGAUAUGAAUUUGAAUUUGGACAAGCGCGAUGCUACCAUGGAACUUUCAUCUGCAGAAGACAAAUGCAUUUCCUUAUUGCUUCUCCAAGAUACAGAGGUAGGAAAAGAGGAAGGCAAAGCAUCUCCUGGCAAACGAAAGACUCGCCGAAAGAGCAAUCCUUCUUCUUCCAGUCUGUCGGAUACGGACGACUGGUUCAAGGCACUGGAGGAACUGAAGGCCUCCGAUUCGUUGUACUCGCAACGAUUGGAUGCAAGAAUCGCGAUCAAGCGAUGGGCCAGUGUGGCUCUCGUCUGGGAGUGCCAAGGACAACUGCUCUUGCUGCAAGUCAGCCACAAGCUCGCCAAGCAAACCCAGUUUGCGUCUUGUUCUUCUCGAUCCGAGUGGAUGAACGACUUGGUGCAGAUUGUAUCAGAAUCAGGAUUGCACUGUGGUGUGCGACCUCCCACUGGUCAUAUUGACCAUCUGUGUAAGAUCAUUCACCCGUCGGCUGCGAAGAGUUCUUCGAAGAGUACCAGCAAACGGAAGUCCAAGCCGCUUCGGGCUGACAUUCGAGACUGGACUGCUGUGGCAAUCUACGACUUAUUGGACGUUCACCGUGCCUGCUUGAAGAACAUUACAAGUGCGUCUUCCACUUCUUCCAUGGUAGUCAAUGAUGCCAAGCAAGAAGCAUCCUCAGUCUAUACAGCCCCCGAGCUAUCUUCCAAUCUGGUGAAUCUUUGCAGUGCGGCGUCCAACAGCGCUUUUACAACAGACCAGGGAAUGCGGGCAUCGUGGGCCAAGUCUUUGGUGGAUCUAUUUACAGCCUGCUCUCUUCGUCUUGCAGUUGAUCCUGAGCUACCAUUGGAUUGUAGUUUGACAGAUGUAGCUGUGUCGCAGCUGGCCACCGUCUUGGAGAAUGCUAUAAGCUUAGAAUCCAUCCCUAUGGACGAAGACAUGACUGUUGAAGAAGUUCAUGAUCUCUUACAGGCUCUCGCAGAACCGAAUAUCAAGAAAAUUGAUACAGACUACACAUCUCCUGAAAGGUCUUGUACUUAUGCUGGGCUCAAUGAAUCUAUUCCCCUCGACAAGCCAAGUGAGGAUUCUUCGCUCGCUAUUGCAAUACGAGCAAUUUGGACUGCAGCGACCGAUAAUGGGAGUCAAGAUGCGACUCCAGCUGGUCAAUUGGUAGCCACACUUGCCUCGAUUGUCGAGCGUGUGUACGAUACUCGUGAGUCAAUAGAAGGAGACGGCAACGAUAACGUGGAGUUUGUCGAAGAGAAUGCAAGCAAGUCAAAGAAACGAGGCGCGAGAAGCAGCGGUCGAGUUAGCAAGCGUCGAAAGACAAAACAACAGCUGGCGACGAAGCCAAUGGACGGUAUCUGGCGACGUAUCAGCAGGCCACGAGUCGAGGUAGCAACUGAAGCUUUGAAAGCAUUGAAGUUCUGCUUGUUGAAUCAGUCGAUUCCAACAUCCCAUUUACGUCAAUCAAUUCGAAAAUCUUUGGGACUUGAGCAUUAUGAGAAGCUCCUUGAUCUAGGACCCCUUUUGGAUCGAAUCCUUGUCCGGACACAAGAACCAGUGAAGAUGGAUAUAGAUGGGACUUUCGCGUUCUCAAAGGCUGAGCAGGAGUUAUGGGCGGCACAUAUGGAGAUGUGUCAAUACCUUGGUCGAGGCAGAUCCUAUGACAGUGGCUUCAUGGUUCAUCCAAUCCUUGGUACGAACAGUCAACGGAAGAGUUUGUAUCAAGGCAUUGCGAAAGAUAAAAGCAUUGGAUGGUCACUGAGUUUGCCUGCGGCACACCAAACCCUUCUCAUUGCUAACCUUACGAGCGAGAGGAAGGCGACAACUCGAUCAUUCACUGUCCCAGAAUUGUACAUUACAAAAGAAUACGUCAAGAGCAUACAUCGCACAAUGCAGACUGUGCAAACUCUUUCAAAACGAGAACUGGACGAUGAUCACAUCUACGUGGAGACUAAUCUGCAGCUGUCUUAUAAUGACGCACGAGUGUUUGUGCUUGCAUUCUGCAGGCUCCUGAAGGACGACCAGCUUGCGAUUCUCCGAGACUUGGUGACCCAAACACAGAAGGAUAUCAAAUCAAUUCUCUCCAAUUCUACAAGGCGGUCAUUACUUAGUGGCAACACUGAAGCGUCGGGGUUUGUCGCUCGAGUUUUGGUAGUCUGUGGUUGUCUUCUCGAUGUCGCCACUAUCGGAUCUCGCCUCGAAAAGUUGAUUUUUGCGAACAAUGGAGGGCAGGCGAAAGUGAGUUUUCCUUCGUUUGUUUCAACAAUGGAAUGGUACACCAGUGAUAGAUGCUUCAUGAGCAUUUUUGAUUGGGAAUCACCUAGCUUGCCGGAUUCUUCUCUGCCACAACGGUCAUUGAGUGGACUGGACAGCUCGGUCGUUGAUACGAUGCAGAUGGCACUAGAGCAUGCAUUCGAACUUGGUUUUGAGUCAGCACGGCAAGAUAAAUGCCACUUGCUAUUUUCUUCAUGGAACAUGAUGGAUAAGGUCAAUUCAAUCACUGAUUACGUCGUCCAGAGACAAGGUCUUAGAACAACAGCGUUUCCCUCGUUACAAGCAUCACUGGAAGGGAGUUUGGCAUCUCGGUACUUGGAAAUACGGGAAGAUAUGACGAACUUGCACUCUGAAUCAAAUAAUGACGACAGUUUUAGAUUCAAUGCAAGCCGCCUCAGGACUAGUCUUCGCACCAUGCUAACCAGAGCAAACGCGCUUGUCGAAAUGAUCCUCGCAAAUCAUGUCCCAGAAGACGAAUUGAUGUCCCAAAGCACUCCUCUUCUUGUUUUUGGGCUUUUGGAGGGUCUUUCGACAUAUAUUUCUGCUGCUAUCGCACUACACACAAAGCCUGGAAACGACUACUUUUCUGUGUCGGUAGACAAUGCAGGAACCCGAAAUACUAGGAACCGAGGCGAUUCUUCAGAAAGUGAGCAAGUGGCAUCUGAUGCGGAUUCUAUUGAGAGUGAUGGAGAUAGGGACAUCGAUGCACGGUCAGAAACUCUUGAUCAACUACGACGCUGCUGCUACACAUUCGGUGCAGCACCAAUUCAUCCUGACUGGCUGGAUGUAAGCUGCAGUCUCCGCAACGGCAUCCGCCACGAGGAUGCAACCGGGGCAGCUUUAGAUGCUUUACGAGGUCUGACAAGAUUGGCAAUGACCGCUUACUUGCAAUACCGAAAACACUCUUCUACUGCAAUGCAGGAGCAUUUUGGAGGAACCUCUUGGGUUGAUGACGAUCGUGUUAGCCUAUGUAUUAGACUUUGCAAUUGGGCCAACAAUGAAAGUUCCAAGGAUAAAUCUCACCGUGACGACGUUGACUGGAAAGACACUCUUGCUGUUCUAUUCGGGGUGCCACAAGAAGUCACUGAAGUCCUUUUGGGAAACUUGUCGGUGAAGAAUCUCGAAGAAGCGAGAGCUGCGUGGUGUCCAAAUUGUACCCAACAAGAAGAUGACAAGCUGCAAGAUCGUUGGUUGAGUGAAGAUGGGACUUGGGACGCACCGACAGCAGAACUAAGAGCAUGCGGCGAAUGGGGGUUACUACUUGCACAAUCACUGACGACUUCCUGUCUCGAUGUGCAAUAUGGUUCACCUUACCACACAACAAGUGGCGCGGGUCGCUUUGCAGGUCACUCCGGGCAUGAGGAUAUGGUUGCUGCACAAUUGUGGCGGAACGUGAUGGCAACUGCAAUCAGUAGCCUCAUGCCUGCAGCUGCUCUUUUGCGAGUAGGCCUCGGCAAGACAGGAAGAAAGCCGCACCCAUUCUGCUUUCAGGCGAAGAAGAAUACGGCCGAAGAGAUGGCUCCCAUCGAACUUGCCGAGGAAUUGCCAAGAGGCGUCACUACAUCGUCCAGUCAAAAAGCUGCUGUGCUCGAUGCAAUAUCAUUGCUAAGCCAUCUCUCUGUUCAGGUCGACCAAGAGUUGGCAACCCAAUGUCAAGCAGUUGCUUCCCAUCUUCUGAUUGAGUCUAAGUCUUUCGCCGACGUGGUAGCAGUGCAGUCAAUGGUGUCUGCAGUUGGCGAUUUGCAGUCUGCGCAAGCCUUGCAAGGAACUGAAGGCAAAGAGAAUGGACGGCUCAAGAGUAUUUCGCUUGUAACAGAGUUGCUAUGUUGUGCCAUCCUUGAGUCAAGCAGAUUAUCAGGACGACCAGAUGGGCCAAGAAGUCUUGAGUCGGAAAGUAAUUGCAGGCUUAUGGCUUUGCUUGGUGCUUCACAAAAAGGUUUUCACGUUGAUACAAUAGUCCAGAAAAAUAUUGAACCGCUACAGGCUUUCGUUCAAUCAAAGCAAUUGGAACCGAUCGAUGCGGUUCAUAACCCCAAGGCAGAUCUCAAAUCUAUUGUAAUCCAAGAGUUGGUGAGAAUAUUAUGCAGGGACAGGUACCCUGCAAACGACACAAGUCGAUCAUAUGUGGGGACUUUAUUGAGCACAGCAGCGAGCCUUGAUUUUUUUCCGAGCCGAAGCUCAAGUUCGUUGAAGAUUGUGCCCACACUGAUAUCUUCAUUUAACAAAGUCAACAAGCAGAAGAUGACUUCACUUGUGAUCAAGGACUUGUGUUGUUUAACGAAGAAUCGUGUAGUGGAACCAGACUCGUCGUCAUUAUCGUUUCGAAAGUCGAUUGCGAAUAUUCUUUGCUUUCUACUGCUGUCGUCCAAUGACGGAAUUGGCUUCAAAAACUCAAAGUUGGUGUUUGACAAACUUGACGGCGCAAUCGAAGCUUGGUCAUCAUUGGGUUACGAUGACCGUGCACCUGUAAUUGAGGUGUUACUCCUUUAUGCCUGCCGUUUCAACGGUUUGCAGGAUGUUGGUUCAAAGCUUGUUCGUCAGGCAGUGUCGCAUAUUGACGAAAGUUCGGAAUUGAGUGUUUCUUCAAGUGAAAUGAAAGCGCUUUCCAAACUUUUUGGUUAUGUGCGUCGUCUCCGAGAGUCGCUAGCGGAAGAAAAUAUCAACAAGGUCCAAUCGGGGCGAUCGACGCAGCCCUCAAAAGAAACCUCUUUGCGGGAGAUCCCAGAGAUUGGGAAAGAUCUCAAGCUUCCUCUUGCCUGUUCAUAUGUUCAAGAAAGCGGAUUUAGAACACAGCAUUGGUACAACUGCUACACAUGCGGUCUUGUUUGGGAUAAGGGUUGCUGUACUCUUUGUGCCCUGACAUGUCACAAAGGUCACGACGUCUCAUAUUCGCGUUGUAGCUCAUUCUUUUGUGACUGUGGCGCGGAAAAUAACAACCCAGGAGAGCAAACCAGAGUUGCUUGCAAAUGUGUGGCUCCAUUUACACGAGAUCAAACCAUUGAGUUCCUCAAGGAUGAUUGGCUGAGUUAUGAGACACUAGACAGGAGACCGCCCAAAGCUAAGGAAGGAAGCCUUUUGAAAACCGCCGAAUAUUACAUGUCGCCCUGUACCCUUGCUAUUGUUCAAGCUGCGUUCCGUGAAAAAGGUCUUGUUGCACUGAAAACAUUGACUUCAGCGGCGUUAGAAGCUACGUGGCACAAUGACCUGUUUCGGAUCUUACAAAGCCAGUUUCGAAACUGGCAGCAAACCAGGUCUUUCGAAUCAAGAUUGAGCAUAUUUGAGCAAGAGCCUACUGGACAUCUUGAAACAAAAUCAAUGAUCAGAUCGUCGCACGCCACACUUCGUGGAAGUCUACGAACGCGACGCAGCAGACCCCUUAGUUUGCAACACUUAUCUUUGCAUUCGUUGAUUCCAGUACGACGAGCAGUUGGCUUCCAAACAAAAUUGGCGUCAGAUAGCUCCACGAAUGCUCACUUGAGAUUAAAGCUAGAAUCAGGAGAAAUCUCUCGUUCGAUUCUGGUUGCGGACAGCAGGGGUCGAAUGGUUUUGGCUGAGCCUUGUACGCUUGUAUUCUUUAGUACUAUACCAACUGUGAAUGUUCGACAUGUGACAAGACCCCUCAGGGAACCGAUGACACGGCAACAAAUGUGCAUUCUUGGUUUGGGGUUGCUCAAGUUCAACGUUAUUGGGAUGCAGCUCUGUCCAGAUAAUGAAAGACAUCUUGUUGUUUGGGGUCUUACUGAAGCUUGCGUCUUAAUUGUGAAGUCUGAUUGGACAGGAAUUGACGACACAAUUAAUUUGGUCUUUGAUAUUGGACAGCGAGACAGCGAUGAUGGCAACCAUCUGGUGAAAUGCGAAUGGAUACCUGGAUCAGAAAGCAAUGUUGUUGUUGGCUGUAGUCGGUUUGUUCGCAUCUACGACGUGGCUAGAACAAAGAAUGGCAGUCGUGCCCUUCCAGUUGUUGGAUACAAUCUGGGGUUUGAGGCAAAUCUGCGGGAUGUUACGAUGGUAGCUUCGCAAUACUGCGCCGGCAUACCAAGUAUGUCGAAGAUGUUCCUCUUGUUGGAGAAUGGCCGUCUACACGUUGUUGAAUUGAAAAGUGGAGAUGAUGGGAGAUUGGAAUCUCCUGCUGAUCAGCAGCGUUUCGAACCAAGUGAAUGUGUCUCCUUAUCCAUGUGCGGAAUUCGCUUGCGUUCAGGAAUUGGAGCACCAGGGAGUGCGACUAGAACUCUCGGCGAAGGGUCUCACCUCGCGUACCUGAAACAAAGCCGCACUCUCCUUUACAAGUGUUCAACUUCUUGUGUUGUGGCUCUAAUGUUUGACAAGAAAGGUGCCGUUGAAGGAACGUUUGAAUUUCUUCCUCAUGUACUAUCGGCUGGCGCCCUGGGUGACAUUUCCGACAAUACUUCGAUAUCGGGGCCCUAUACUCAUUGGACAGAAUUAGGUCUGACAUAUCGGAAUGGUGCGACAUUCUUCCGAGUGAGCUGUAUUGGAAGAUCAGUGAACAGCAAGGCCCCCAAACUUAUUUGUGUCGAAUUCAACGAGAAUGAAUCUAGAGUCGGCCUGUUGUCCUGGUCACCCUUGGAUGAUGAUGACCUCGACCUUAUGCCAUCCGGUUCUUUUGCUGGCUUGGCUGCAUUUUCAACGCCUUUCAUUAGCAACAAUACUGCAACCAACGGUCCCAUGUACGGAGAAAGGGCAUUUUUGGGCGCGGUUUCUUCGGAUGGAACGAUCUUCUUUUUCGGCGAGGAAUGCAUUGACUCUCUCCCGAUAUCAGAAGAAGUCAACCCACAAAAUACAAUUCAAAUGGUCGAUGCAUCUGGCAGUGCAUUCGAGGCACAAGCUAAGAAAAAGCCUGCCUUCCCCCUGACUAUUUUUGAAACUUUGCAGAAUAUUGGAGACUCUGCUAGUGUUGUUUUUGGUGGACGAGGAAUCGGAAGUGGAGGAGACGAUUUGAAAGCGAGAUUAUCAAGAGAUAGUGGGCAGUCAUUUGUUUGCCCCAACCGCAAUGGUUGCACGAUAACUGUUUCCCUCCGCGAGAAAGAGACUCGUGCUGCUUCAACCAACAGUGCCCUCGCGCAAGAUAAAGAUUCGUUGUCCGCCGGUCAGUUGGUCAUAGCUGCUGUUCGAAUUUUGGUCGGAUCAUCAUUUGGCGGCAUACCGUCCCGAGUUGUCGUCCAGGGACGGCCUUUGGACCUCACUCCACGGGCAAAGAAAUGGUAUUGUCUCCCUUUGACAAAAGAGGAAAUAGCGCUUGGUGUACGAAGUGGUUUCAUUUCUGUUGGAAUUGAGCGGCCGUUUGAUUCUUCGUCCAGCAUUGUCAUCGAUGCAAUGGAAGUCUACGGUAUUGACCGAGAAUCUCUGGAACAGUGGUUACCAAAAUCGUAUUCUUACACAGAUCUAUCGACAGCACCCUGCCACCCUGUUGCAAUGCAAGAGCAAGAACAAGGGGUCAAUGGGCACCAAAGCGGCGAAUCUACAAGCCUGAUACACUGUUGCCAAGCACUUUCCAAUCUUUGCGAAGUUUCUGGAGGAAGGAAAAACAUCUUGAGCGACGAGCGGGACUUUCUCCGUGAACUAGUGGAAGAAACAGCUAUGGAUACCUGUAACCGUGUACGAGACAGUGUUCAGAAUCUACUCAAGAAUCUAGAGCCAGAUUCUCGGUUGAGAACUUCGUUUCUUGAUGAGUGUAUUCUAUCGGGAUGUGCAAGGACCGUUGCUAUGUCAAAAAGUGCUAUGGAAGCCUCCGCAAUGGAAAGUGACGAUGAUCUUAUCCUGGAAAAGAGCUAUCAGCAGAAAGCAAUUGGCUCCCUGAUCCGAAACUCGCUUCAAGCUGCCUCACGAAUUGCCAACGAGCGACCGAUGAAUUAUCUGAAAACAAUGGAAAAUGCCAUUGAGAGUGACCUCUCGUCAGCAUCUCUCGCUGUAGAGGCAAGCAAAGUACUCAUCGCUUAUUUUGCAGAGGUCGAAGAGUACCAAGAAAUGAUUACCGGGUCAGAAGGCAUCAUGGAACUAUCCUUGAUUGAACUAGCGAUUGAAUUGAACACUGAUUCUGCGCACAGCGAACAGUUUGCAUCCUUCACAACGAUUCGAAAUUUCUUGGACAUGGGGAAUGCUGACUUCGUAAAACGGACAUGUGACGCAAUUUCAAUUUUUUGCGGUAAACACGGAAAUACAGAACGCAAUGGCCUGUUCACUCUAAUCCAACAUGCAAGACUUGUGGCAUACCAGUGUGAUAGCUGUACCCUUUUCCCCAUGAAAAUAAUACGAUACACUCUCCUCGAAGGUGACCAUGAUAUCGACUUGUGCCAGGAAUGCUACUCUCUAGGCAAGAAGUACGCGGAAUCCAACAACUUCGAUCCUAGUGUCGAAGUCAAAGUAAAUGGGGAAAGCGUUGGGGCUGAACCGAAGCUUGAUUGUGCUCAAUUGAAGCAAAUGCAACCGGUUUCACUCGAGAGAAUGGAUGUAGAACUGGUUGAAGUUUCUACAAACAACCCAAAGGAAGUGAAGGAUUCUGAUGAUCGCAUGGAAGAAGAGAAGGACCAAGAUGAGAAUACGAAGAGACCGAAUUCUUCUGAAGAAGAUAAUGGUAUUGGGUGCCAGGCAUUCGAAGAAUUCCUUGGUUUUCUCUUCAGAAACAUUGUCGAUCACGUUGCAAGCAAAUUGAAGAAACAAGAUUGUGGGUCUGAAAUUGCGCCAAUAUUUGGAUUGCUACUCGAAUUGGUUCAACUAUCUCAGCAAGGUGACGUUCAAGACAAUCAUGCAAAGCGUUUUGCAAAGGAGCUCUGUAUCGGCCUCUCAUACCUCCUGAGAACUUCAGCAAACAGUGAAAGCUCGGAAGAAAAUACAUUGCCUGUGAUACUUUGCCUACGGGCACUUUCCAGUUUGCUUGCACCUGAGAACUACGCUAGUGAUUGGUCGCAGCCGGAUGACGUUCUGGAUAGCGCCCGGUUGUCCAAACAUAAGGAGAAAACCAACCCAAAUUAUGUUUGCCCAAUGCACAAAAUUCCAGCGGUCAGGAGACGAUGUAAUAGUGGGGCGAAUAAGGAUCGUCGAUUCUAUGUGUGUGGAAUGGAGCGAGGACAAAGAUGCAAGUACUUCGUGUGGGCAGAUGAAUCAGUUGGGCGACCUCAAGAGCAGAAACGCGAUCGGUCACCCAUUUACGAUAUCAUUCGGGACCAUCUUUGGAAGGAGUCCACAGAUGUUGGUGUAUCGUUGCAGGAACGGCUAUGUCAGAUUCUCGAGGACGUGUUGUUUGAUGGCGAUGACAAUGAUUCGGCCACAUCGGGAUCAGGGUCAAAAAAGAAAGACCGACUUCGCCUUGGAAGUACUUACUCUCAUGAGAAUAAGCAAAAGGAUUUUACAGACGGUGUCUUUUGCAGCCGUGAGAAGCUUCGAGACAUAAUCUCAGUCAAAACCGAGUUGGACAAUAGUCAAAACAGCUUCAGCAGUUACUUGAUGGCGGGAAAGAAGAGCGGAGAUCACAAUAUGGGGCUUCUCGAGUCUUCACUUGACCUGCUUGUGCUGGUGGCCGAUCACAAGACCCAAGGUAUUUCAAGGUGGUUUUCUCUCCUUUGUGAGAUCAUAGUAUCGAAAACGAAACAUGCAGCCACCCGGCCUAUGGCGAAGAAGGUUUUGAAGAAUCUUUGCGGAGGAAAGAUGACCCUUUUUCAAACUAUUCGAGACCAUUUUGGAUUUUGGUUCCAACUCAAACGUCUGUAUCGGUGCUCGAUCACUCGGUUGGAAGCAGCUCUUAUUGUGAAAGAAAAGGCUCGAUACUGUCACCCUGAUUGGUCCAAUUUAGAAAAGAAAACAUGGGCAAACCUUUGCGUUGGCGAUCUUAUUGGUGCAGAUGAGUUGCUUUCGGAGGACACUUAUUCUCAUGCAUCGUGCAAGACGGUGGGAAGGGUGCUCGAUGACUUAUGGAAUGGAAUCAAAAGUCGAGAUGAUAGUUGGCGACGUUUCUGUGGACUUCGAUCCCUUCCUCAGUCGCUUCGAGAUCAACGUAACAAAUCGAAUUCGGACACCUACAAGACACACAACGAUCAGUAUUUGUCAGAGGCUGCCCCAAUCAUGGCUCUAUUCUGGAUCUCUUGUGCUUUGUCAGGGACAAACCAAACCAAAGCGCUUCGUAUUCUAGACUUUGCACUCAACAAUUCAAGUGCUGGGUCUCGAAUGAAUGGAAAGGGCAGCGAAGCUGCAAUUGACAACGAUGAUAGCAGCAUGAAAGAAGAGGAAGAUGUGAUUUCACUUUCGCAGGAAGGGCGUGCACUUCCGGAAGAGAUACUGAUGACUGGAAAGGAGAAGCUUACAGUUGACGGUUUUGUUGCAUUUUCUAUGACAUAUGUAUACGGUGGAAGAGCAUCGCAACUGAGACAAGCUGCUGCUGGUAUACUGAAGAAGCUAUCCAACAGCUUGUCCACUGAAGAUCAAGGUCGGCUUUUCCAACGACUGGUCUAUGUACCAAUGGAAGACGCAGGAAGAAUGGGCAAAGCAUCGAAUGAGUUUUUGGGUUUCUUGCAGUCAUUGUCCUCUUCGAUUGGUUCCGAAAUACCCAGAGAUGCCGCAGAUCUUGUUUUGGAUUGCUUUGAGCAACAGAUCGAAGCAGCGCGCUAUGAUAGAUCCAACGGCGAAUGGGUGGUUCUCGAAUCGAACGCCGGUGGUACGCCAGUGAAGAAACGAUUUGACAUCUCACCAUGUUUGCAUUGUCAACGGCAACACUCCCCUGGGAAAGAUUCCUUUGGACUUUUGGGUGAGCGCGCUGAGUCAGGCUCGAGCAGUGGGAGAAACAAUCGAGGUGGUCUUGCUGCUGCUAUGCGUCGAUCAGGAACAUCGACAGCACAAUCACCCUCUCGAACCCAAGACCAGCGAAAAUGGCACAAGGACCAAGUUGCUGCAUUCAGUCGGGGACGUAUUGACAGCUCAAAGGAGUCCUCUGCGAGCAAUGAAUUCUGUUCCUUUUUCUUGCUCAAGUAUAGACUUUCAAUCUCAGAGAUUCAUCUCUCGGUGAAUGAUCCGAGAGGCCGUUAUGUCAAAACUAUCAACGUCUACUUCUCACCCAGACCAGUGAACGCUGUGUCGGAUCUGAAGGCUGAGGAGUAUGACUUACGGUGGAAAAAGUGCGCAACCAUGAGUUUGUCAAGAGGUGCCCUCCGAGCCAGUGCUACACUUCCUGAACCCAUUGUUGCUUCCAACUUGAAGUUUGAGUAUGCUGAGUUUUAUGAUCGACCAGGUGGCUCCAAAGCUGCAGAUGGUUCGUUUGUUGUUCACUGUCCACGGUGCACAAGAGUGGUCACAAAUGCGCAUGGCGUUUGCGGCAACUGUGGAGAAGUUGCGUUUCAGUGUCGAAAAUGCCGCCACAUUAACUAUGAUAGACUUGAUGCCUUUUUGUGUGUGGAGUGUGGCUACUGUGCAAGUGGAACCUUCUCCUAUGAAUUAUCUGCAGGCGUUGCAUCAAAUGCGGUGACGAUUACCAGCGACGAAGAUCGUGAAAGAGCAAUGAAAAUGUUGGGCACUGUCAUCUCCAUCGAAAACGACAUUCGAAGUGCCAUCCGAGAGAAAGUAACAAUAAUUGGAAGAAAGAAACCCAAUGCCAAGAAGGAUGACUUGGAACAGAAUUUCAAUUCAUCCAUGAAGAUGGCAUUUAUGGGAAUACCUUCUUCGACCACACAUGAUCACAGUAAGGUUUUCGAUCGUGUUGAGAAACCAGGUUCGGUUGUGAAAUAUGUCGCCCGACCCAACAGCGCUCCAUUGGCUAAUAGCCGAAGCCCGUCUACUGUCGAUCGAACACGAUCCCUCCUUCGUUUGGCACGUCAGAUCCGGAGUGAAUCUGGAUACCCAUCAUCAGGGGAACGAAGACGAUCUGGCGACGUUAUCAUUCGGCAUCUUGGACGUGGUCUGGCAAUUGAUCACAUGGAAGAAGAUAACGAUCUUCUUGGUCUACUCGAAGAUGAUGGCUUGGAUUCGUCUGAUCCAAUGAGUCGCGCACUUCUCGCUUCCUCCCGUCGACGCGGAUUGGGAGGACCCUUGGCUUCAUUGGAUGCAGCAGCUGGAGGAAGUGGAGGAGGAGAUGGUGAAACGACGAGAAAUGAAAGCACAGCAGCAGCAGCAAAUGCAAGUGCAAAUACAAAUACAAGUGCAAGCGCCUCCUCGGCAAGAAAGAAGGAACUCGGCAAAGAAGCCGUCAUGGAAUUCCUCAAGCUCCAUUCUCUUUUGCGGGAAGCCGAACGUGAAAAGAACGAACUCAGUCGGCGCCUCCAAGCAUGGGAUGGCCUCUGCCGUGGUUACAUUGGACAGGUGGAUACCCAAGCCACCACAAAUACCGAACUCGAGUUUGCUCCCUCCCACUGUUCUACCUGUUCGGUUCCAGUCGCCCAACAAUUGUUGACUCUUUGGUUACGAUUGUUCCAAGCCAGUCCUUCUACUGUGUCAGUGGAUUUGGAUUUCAUUUGCACCUUGUUGGAAGAAAUGCCUGGCAUUGGCAAGGGCUUUUUGGAAUCGAAACGAAUGGUCGUCCGAGAGAUCGCCACCAAGUCUCCAUUUGGUGCGAAAUUAGUAUUGAACGAACUCCGAAAACGAUUGGAAGUUUCGAGAGAUAUGAAUUGUGCCGAAAUUUUGGGCAAGAUUUUGGAAUCCAACGAGUUUGAAUUUGCCGACGAAUUUACGCAGCUGGCCAUGGAUGUCUUGGCUCGGUAA
This is a messenger RNA of Cylindrotheca closterium, 13500 nucleotides long. The record is from the annotation of a GenBank genome assembly. Lineage: Eukaryota; Bacillariophyta; Bacillariophyceae; Bacillariales; Bacillariaceae.